AUGGAAUCCUCCGGCCAUGCAAGUGAGAUUUUGGAGCUCAUUGACCUGCAUCACGAUGGCAAGUGGGGAUUCGUGGUGUACCGGUGCACAUACGAUGACGACACACAGUGGACGGCGUUCAUGGCUCGCUUGACUGCUUUCGCUAUGGCCGGGCUGAACAAAGAGGAAGAGAACCACAAGAUCAAGGACACAUUCGCCUGGACAGUGCAAGAAGAUGAGAUCAAGUUUGACAACGCCAGCAAGGAUCAGAUCCGGAGGUACCAUGAGGACUGGGUUCAAUCUGUGGCGGGUGAUAAGUACGUGACGAAGUACACCAACUGCAUUUACGCGGACCAGGAAGUCAUUGACGCGGUACUCAACGGAGAUCGCCCGGAUACCACUGAUCCUGAGGAGAUCGUCCUUCCGACAGCCUUCGUCAAGGUCCUCGAUGACCAAUUUGAGGCGGAGGACAAUCUUGAGGAUCGUGGCUAUGAGCCAGUCGAUGGAUACAAAGUUGAGAACGUUAGCUGGAUGAAGGUCACUGCAACUGACCUCAUCCCGGGAAUUUACAUCGACUUGCUGCGCAACAACUGGCUGUCGGUGUACAUACGACCACCUGCCGAUGAGAACUUCCUCAACACACCCAUUUCCCACUUCUCGCAAUCUCCGAGACUAAAACACGGGUUCUCCCCUUCAGACCUGUAUGCCUUCGCCGCUCGGCAACAGCUCACCGCCACGACACGAGACACAAUGGUCCUCGAUACCGAAGCCGAAGAGCUCAGCAGAAUGCUGAAGCGUCACCAUGACGGCAAUUUCGGGUUCACAGUGUACCGCACGUUCUACGGUGAGCAAGCAGACUGGAAUCUCUUCGUAGACCGUCUCACCCAACACUGUCACCUCAGCAUGGACUGUGAUCGCUUCAAGCAGUCGCGCGACGCUCAUUUCAGCAACUACAUCACCAUCACUCGGUACACCUACUCUAUCGUGGCCGAUGAGGAGGUUGUGAGGGCGGUACUUGAUGGCGACGAUCCAGGCAUAACGAAUUACAAAGACAUUCUGAACCCCCACCAGCUACGUGAAAGUGCUGGACGAUCGUUUCAGCGAGGCUUCCAGCUUCGCAACGUGGGCUGGAUGAAGGUCGCUUCACGCAAUCUAGUUCCCAGGGUGUACAGAGUGCUGAUGGAUGAUGGCUGGCAGAUCACCUACGUAAGACCACCAUGUAUCCAGUCAGACUAG
Fulvia fulva is the source of this 1215-nucleotide messenger RNA. RefSeq lists its product as uncharacterized. The transcript is spliced from 6 exons. The coding region runs from base 1 to 1215 and encodes 404 amino acids. Lineage: Eukaryota; Fungi; Ascomycota; Dothideomycetes; Mycosphaerellales; Mycosphaerellaceae. The record is from RefSeq and is a predicted model, not a curated record.